GUCAAGUGGCGGAGUCGUUCUAUGUUAUAGAUUUUCGUCUCUCCUCAGGGAUGCGAAGAACAUAGACUCCCAAAUAGCAAAUUUCCUGUCUUGCCCGACCGGCCACUUCAGCAUCCUCUGCUCCAAAAGUACAUUCAUCUACGAACAACCAAAAUCUGUCUGUCUUUAUUUCUUGGUUCUUGGGAAGGGGCAGAGAGAGGGGGUGUGUCUGCAUCAGAGACUUGAUUUUCUGGGUUUCUGCUCCUCUCCCGCUUGGUUCUUUUGACACUGUAAUCUAUGACUAAAUUGAGGAAUUGCUUGGCUCUGGACUUAAUCAUCCUCAAUGUAGCUCUUGCCUCCAUCAAUGGAUUUCUUGCCAUCGUUGCAUUUGCUCAGCUGAUGAGGAUUCAUAUGAGAAAUCAACAAGAUGGUUGGACUCGUCAAAAAGUACUUCAUCUCAUGGUUGGAUUUUCCAAUUUAGGGUACUUUAUAUAUUUUGCUUCUACCAUUGUUGCUACUUGUAAUGGGUGGAACUGUUGGUCUCAUGCUUGUGGUUUCAUCCUUAUGGCCUCCCCAAGAGUUCUGUUUUUGGCAGUAUUUCUUCUUCUGUUGUCAUUCUGGGUGGACCUCUGCCAUCAGGCAAAUGAAGAAGAUGAAGAAGAAGAUGAUGAUCAAAAUAGCAUCAGCCAGGCCUUGUUGGUAAUUCUGAAGAGAGAACCUGGUUCACAUCAUGUGAAAGACUGUAGGAGAUGCUGCUUCCAAGGCGUUCAUGUUGGUAGCCGGCAAAAAUAUGUCAUCAUGAUUGUUGCUAUGAUCUUUCUUAUGAUGAUGGCAUUUACCAUGAUGAUCUGGAUUGGUGCUGGAGAAAAUCCGAUAAACCCUUCUGUAAUUGCUGAGGUAUAUGAAAAAGUUCUUGCAGUAAUGACCCUUAUAUUAGCUGCUGCGUUAGGCCGCUAUGGCUUCCUUCUAUUCUUCAAAUUGAGGAAAGUGCGUUCUGAGAAAGCUUCAUCAGAAAUGUGGAAGAUUGGCUGCCAUAUGCAGGUUGCCAGUUUAGCAACUGUUUCCGUGAUGUGUUAUUGUCAAGUGCGUUUGUAGCUUUUCUCACAGAUAUUCCUCUUUUCUACCAUUGGCAUCUGAGGCUCAUGUAUGGUGUCAAGGCUUUAGUUCUCUCGAUCUUCUACUAUUUUGUAGGUUCUUCUUUCCCAUCAGCCUAUAUGUUAUGGAUUAUCAGAGAAUUACCACCUCCAAAGUCAAAUUAUAUACAAGAACAGCCAAGAGCAUUUGCUUACGUUAGCCAAGGGCUUCCCAGCACAAAUCCACCUGGGUACUGGACCGCUGCAACAAGUUCAACGAAUCAGGGAUCCAAAGCAAGUCCUAUAUGAGUAUUUUGUGAAUGGCUGUGCUUUUCAAUGUUCCAAAUGCUGAAGAAAAAAAUUGAAUGACAUACACGCCCUCCCUCACUAGUACAUAAUAAUAUGCAAUUCAGAUUUUGAUCCCCUUCCUAAAAAGUUUCUUGAAAUGAAGAUGUUUGAGCCAUUAGAUCGUAU
Messenger RNA from Prosopis cineraria, 1526 nucleotides. RefSeq lists its product as uncharacterized. NCBI's taxonomy places the organism in Eukaryota, Viridiplantae, Streptophyta, Magnoliopsida, Fabales, Fabaceae. The transcript is spliced from 13 exons. The record is from RefSeq and is a predicted model, not a curated record. The coding region runs from base 277 to 1074 and encodes 265 amino acids.